Messenger RNA from Nomia melanderi (Alkali bee), 1791 nucleotides. RefSeq names its product metaxin-2. The record is from RefSeq and is a predicted model, not a curated record. Gene Ontology annotation, cellular component: SAM complex; cytoplasm. Gene Ontology annotation, biological process: mitochondrion organization. NCBI's taxonomy places the organism in Eukaryota, Metazoa, Arthropoda, Insecta, Hymenoptera, Halictidae.
AUUCUUAAUCUGUUUACAGCAUAAUGUUUUGCUGAUUCAAACUGAAACUCCAUUGAAUAAUCAAAUGUGAACGUAUUUCCUUAUCAAUAUUAUAGUAAUUAUUUAUAUGUUACUGAAAUAUUGAUUGUACAUAAUAUUGUUUAUGUUAAGAAAAAUUAAAAUAAAUAUUACAAAUACUACGGACAUUCUCUUGUUCUGUCAUUUGACGAAGUCUGAAGCUAAAGGAAGAAAUUCAAAUUUUCUACCGUUGUUAAAAUCCAUUUAAUAACAAAAAUGCCUAGUGAUUUGUUAGAAGACACUAUAUAUCUGGAAUUUGCAGCUAAGGAGGAAUUGCCUAAAUCAAUUCAUUUGUAUCAGCCUUAUGAGGUUGAGCAAAUAUUGUUGCCUGACAAUGCAAAUUGUUUGGCUGUACAAGCUUUCCUUAAAAUGUGUGACUUAACAGUAGAAAUAAAAGCAAGAAGUAAUGCUGAAUAUAUGUCACCCACUGGUCGAGUACCAUUCAUUACAUGUGGAUCACUUAUAAUAUCUGAGUUCGAUAGAAUUGUGUCUUUCAUAGAAAGCAAAGGCAUAAGUUUAUCAAGUCAUCUGUCUACAACAUCUAAAGCAGACAUGAGAGCUUAUAUGUCGUUAGUGAAUAAUGUAUUUGUAAAUGCUGAAUUGUACAUUUGUUGGGUCGAUGAAGAAACAUUAAAUAAAGUAACUAAAGGAAGACAUGGAUUUGUAUAUCCUUGGCCACUGAAGCAUUUCUUAAAUUGGCAGAAAAGGAAGGAAGUUAUUAAAAAACUUAAUGUGCUCGGCUGGUAUCAUAAAAGCAUAGAAGAUGUAUGCAAUGAAGUUGAAAAUUGUUGUAAAGCAUUAUCUGAGAGAUUGGACGGUAAUCAAUACUUCUCUGGUGAUACGAAACCCAACGAAUUAGACGCCCUAGUUUUUGGACAUGUUUUUACUAUUAUUACAACACAUCUACCUGAUAACAAACUGGCGAAUAUCGUUCGAAAAUAUACAGUGCUCGUGGAUCUCUGCAAACGCAUUGAGACUAGCAUUUUUUCUCCUCAAGCAAUAGGGGUCAAAUAGAGUAACGAAACGUUGGAGGCGAGAAGUAAGUAACACAACUUUGGAGAUUUCCAAAUGUAUGUUGUUGGAAUACCGCAAGAGUAUAUAACCUGCGAAAGGUACCUCUAAACUAGAUGUUUUACAGAAAGAUUUGUCGGAAAUAACGGUAAAUGAUUAUUCAAUGAUUAUUAUGAAUUUUUUUUGUCCAAGGAUUGUUUUCAACGUACUUGUUCUCAGCAUUUGUAUCUGUCUUAACUGAAUCGUACUGAGGAAUCAUGUAUAAUAUGUAAUUACGUCGAUAUUAAGCACGAUUAGAAGGCGUUAUCGGACAAUGAUUAAUCUUUCAGUUAUAAAUAUUGUGUAUAUAACUGAAUUUGUAGAAAUUGUAUUUAAAACAACCUACUUCUGUAUUAUAAAAUAUUUCUCAACUUAAAUUAAAUGUAAGUUAUUGAAAUAAUGUUUUAAUGAUUUUAUAUCGUACAAAACUGAAUCUGAAAAUAAAUAUUUAAUAUUUGCGCAAUUUUGCGUCGCUAUAUGUGUGUUUCCACAAUUUCUAUGCUAAAUCUGUUACAUACUUCUUGUUUCCAGCGUUCAGUUUAUACCAAUAAACACCAAUUGUAAUUACUUACAUUUUAAUUAAAUACUGAUAUUAUCAAAUAUCUGUGAACUAAAUAAAUUGUAAAAUUAUUCUAACUCGUUAAGGUGUCCCCUUUUUUUUGUAAAUGUACUUUAAUGUGUCGA